Molecule: messenger RNA, 3792 nt
Organism: Lottia gigantea (owl limpet)
Lineage: Eukaryota; Metazoa; Mollusca; Gastropoda; Lottiidae
Exons: 3
Coding region: 1-3792 (1263 amino acids)
Source: RefSeq, a predicted model, not a curated record
AUGGAUCAGAGAGAGGGGGGGGGCUGUAUGUUCUGUCUUACAAGGAGUAGUAAUACACCAGAUAGAUUAAAUUCCCGCACAGCCUCGUAUCGGAAACGUGUAGAAGAUGCUCGAAGCCGUGAUAUAAAACCAGACGUACAGGAUGAUAGCGUUGUUUACGACCAAUCAAAAAGCAGCCAGGGUCUGAGAAUGAGGCCUAGAACGCGACGAGGCGAAAGUUUUAAUGUAAAGAAAACAUCACGUAACCGUAGCGAUCAAGAACAACAAUGGCAGACAACUAGCAAGGAAAGCGGUCCGAGAUUUUAUGAAAAUCAGCAACCUUCUUACAAAAAUCCUCUAAAUGCUUCACUACGGAAACUUGCGCCAGCGAAAUCUUCUCCAAGUUUAAAUAAAAUAGAAAUUCAAGUGCCUACGGAAAAUCAAGUGAAAGCACUUAGUGGGGCGAAGUCGAGUCCAAAUCUAAACAAUGAACAUGAAAGUGAAGGGUACGGACAUGUGAAUCGGAAACAUGGGGAAUGUUAUAACAACAAUUACGAACGUUAUUCUCUCGAUGGACCAACUGGAAUCAACGCUUCAUGGAAUUUAGGUAGCGGGGAUUUUAAACGAUCUUAUGUUGACCAACCAUCAGCUAGGAUGAAUGAUAUAACUGACUCUUAUGAAAAGGAGGGUAAAUCGAAGAAAAAUACGCGAAGGUCUCUUCCUCCUUACAUGUUACAGAAAUACCAGGCAGACUAUGAGAAUAUUUCUGAUUACGGAACAACGCCGCUUCGAAGUGAAAAAAUUUCAGAAAUAGAUGACCUUGAUUCAGAUGAAGAUGUUUCAAAUAUUCAUAUACCACAGACCACACAACUUGAGUCAUUAGUUUCACCCCAGUCACCUCCAAUUCCUCCGGUACGUGACCCCUCCAGUUUAAAAUACAUCAAGAUCAACCAGACUCACGAGAAAUACCCUUCGUGGCCGGUAACCAAAUCUAACGGAGGAGCCGAACCACCUCAACCAAUCAACACGCGAGCGCAAUCGUGGACUGAUACAAAUACAAACACUAAUAAAGAUUUUCCUGUGAAUAAAGCGAAAUUAGCCUAUACCCCAGGAUUACGUCCCUUGCCUGAGAGGAACAGCCCGAACGCUGAGAGACGUGAGGAUGGGAAAUCACGUGCUGGAAGUGAUCCUGGAUUAAAAUCAGAGUUUGUGUAUGAUAAAUAUGGACGUGUUCAACAGCGAGAUUAUAAUAAAGUGGAUCAGAAUCAAAUCAAGAAAUUCUACGAACAGAAACCAGGCUACCCCCCACCGAAACUUGACUCAGACGGUCAUAAUCUGGGUGAUGAGAAAUAUAAUGUGCCUUCACCCCCAGAACGUGAUGUGCCCGGUGUAGAAGAACGAGAACGUUUUGACGAGAAUACAGUUAUUAAUAAAUCAGUGACCCGACCUACAUCCUUCACGACCCAAGUUCGUGACCCAACUCGUGACCCAACUCGCAAUAAACUCAAUUACAGUGUUCAAAACACAAUCGGCUCAAUGAGCAGUCCAAUCGAUGUUAAAGGGGGACAACCCCCUUUUAGAGAUUCCAAGCCAGAGAAAUUAAUGGUUGAUUCUUGCACUAGUCCACAACAUAGUCCAAAAGACAGUAAAUCUAACGGGAAUUCACGACCCCGAAAUGUAGAGCCCAGCCCCUCGUCUCAGCUGAAAUCUACAACUAAAGCGUACAUCGUGAAGCAGACGCCUUAUUAUAAUACAAGUACGCAAACUGACCAAUCACCACCCAGUAAUCCCCAUAUGCAAAUUACCAUUCCUAAACCGAUGCCUCGUAAAACAGUCAGUGAUAAUGCAGCUCAAACUUCACCGACAUCAACAGAGAAAAAUGUGUUCAGCGAAAAAAUCAGUCCAAAUAAUGUAAGACCUGAUAAACGAGACUACAAUCAAAAGGAGAAGAGAUCUAAUUACAGUGAUAUUAAUUCUCUAACAACCAGACAUGAAAGUGAUAACCAUAGUGCUAAACAUUCAGGAAAUUACGCUGACUUUUCGGCUCUUCAAGCAAACUACGCUGAUAUCAGUAACUUGAAGAGCAUCCAUGAACGUUAUUCCUCUGAUAUUGCUGAAGAUGAUAAUACUUCUAACAACAUUCCACAUUAUUCGGAAUACACUGCUAGUCAGGCACCUAUUCUUCGUGAACUCUCUAAAGAGUUUUAUAAAGGACGUAUGCCAGGGAAUUAUGACAAGAGAGUUAUUUCCCCUAAUGAGUUGUUGAGGAGUUCUGAGUCUAUGCAGCCUGGAAUGAAGGAAGCUGAAUCCUACAGCAGUGUUAUAAUCCAUGCCUCAGAAAGUGCUGGACCGUUUGGUCGUGAUGAUUUCGGAUCACGAUCAAGUCUGUCUGAUUCUCGUCAAGAUAUUUAUUCAGUGAUUUCAGAAUCGACCAGUAGUCGGAGCAGCAUUGCCAAAGGCAGACGCAGUCUUGACCCUGGUAUGCUGUCUCACAGACCAAGACCUUUAAAUGAAACACGAUACAAUUCAUCAUCCCUCGUCAACCAUGCCAGAACGGUCAGCUCCCCAACAUCAGAUUAUCGUAGACCAAGACGGAGCUCUGAAGCUUCUACCCCUUCCCAACCGAAGAGUUCUCCUGACAGCCGAUCUUCUGGAAGCACAUAUUACAGUAGUAGUGACACCUCACAGUCACGGCUACAUGACAUAAGUCAUGAUCGUCAUGACAACGUUCACGAUCGACACGACAUCAGUCACGACCGUCAUGAAUCCAUUCCUGAUUCAGUUUUCAGUGAAACUCGGUCUCCACUGCCUCCUGAAACUGAACUGAAAUCCCCGAAAUCAGAUUCGAAGGACAAGAAUUUGAAUAUGAAUCUCGGUCGUAAACCAUCCAUGAAAAAAGCAUAUGGAAUUUAUGAUGAGACAGAAAGAGUCCUGCGUGGAGCAGCAGCUACUCUGAAAGCAGUCAAUGAAGCUCAAAAUCUACGUAGAUCUGGAGAAAAUUACGUUGCUCCAAUGCCUCGUUUAAGUCGUGGAUCUUCUGAAUCUAAAAUAUUGGAUCAGAUCCAAGAAGAGAAUGAUGUUUUCAUUGAUUCAGAAGGUCAAAGAUCAAGGUCAUCAAGUGGUAAAGAAGACGGCUCCAAAACUUCUGACAAGACAAAGAGAGAAUUAUUUUCAGGAGAAUAUGAAACUCAAAGAAAAUCUGGAAUGAAAAGGUCAUCAUCUGAACAGAUCCAUAAAUAUGUUCCCAAUUCCCUUGUUGAUCAACCAGAAAAGACAAGAGAAUCUACUCCUAAUCUGGCAACACAGACUGAUACAUUAUUGCCAGCAUCUCGAUCCAAUCUAACUCUUGACAUCCAGAAACGUAAUUCCGAAUCGGACCUGAAGAAAAUCCAGCAACAAGCAGUGCUAAAUUUUAUGGAAAUAAAAACGGGAAAACGAAUGAAUUCAUCUGGAAGUCAAGAAGCAACCACCCCCACGGGAGAUCCUAAAGAUCUUAUGUCUCCUACACAAUCUGUUCAAGACCUCAUCUCGAAAACUUCGGAAAAUCUGGCCAAUCGGACACAGCGUACUGACAGUUUCCGUCGAUCUGGAUCCUCUUCUUCAUCUCGGAAUUCCCAGGAUUAUAUGGAAAUGAAUCGACCAAGGAAAGAAACGGAAUGGAGUAAAAUGAGAUCACAGGGUGUGUUAAGUUAUGGGUCAAAUCGUUCGUCUUUGUGUUCAGAAAAUACAUACGAAGAUAUUAACGUAUUUUCACCAACCUUACCACGAAGUUCACUGACGGAAAAACCUACAGAUGAUUUAGAGGUAAGCUGA